UCUCUAUUAAUCUCUGUCCUCCUCUCCUCUCCUCUCUCCCCUCUGUCUCUCUCUCUCUCUCUCUCUGGGUACCUUACCUUACUUAUAUCUAUAUGUCAGACCCUAGUUCUCCUACAAGAGAGACCCAUGUGGUCCAAUCACCGCCCGAGCUAGACCCUCCACCUCCUCCUCCACCGCCGCCGCCUCCUCCUCCACUUGCGCUACCCCCGCUGGACCCAAUCCCACAUUCUCUUCCUGCUUACGCGGGUGAAGCCCCAUCCCCUAAGGGCAAAUCCCCCUCCCCGAGGCAUCUGCAGAGGUCGUCCCCGAGGAGCAACCCGUCUGGCUCGGCCACCCCCGCCGGGAAGCACCCGUUCUACCGCGGCAUCCGCUGCCGGAGCGGCAAGUGGGUCUCGGAGAUCCGGGAGCCGCGCAAGACGACCCGGGUGUGGCUGGGCACCUACCCCGCCCCGGAGAUGGCCGCCGCCGCCUACGACGUGGCCGCCCUCGCCCUCAAAGGGGGCGACGCGGUCCUCAACUUCCCGCACCUGGUGAGCUCGUACCCGGUCCCCGCGUCCACCGCGCCCACCGACGUGCGGAGGGCCGCGGCGGCGGCGGCCGCUUCGAGGAAGGGGGAAACGAGCGGCAGCGGCAGCGGCAGCGGCGCCGGCGACGAUACCACAUUGCUAGGUCAAGAAGGCAAUGAGGGCAAGACUAGGAAAGGCCCUCAUCCCGAUCAAAGCUCGAAACCGCCGGAAGCCGAGUUCAUCGACGAAGAGGCGCUGUUCGAUAUGCCAAACCUGUUGGUGGACAUGGCGGAGGGAAUGAUGGUGUCGCCGCCAAGAAUAAGCUCGCCGCCCUCGGACGACUCGCCCGACAACUCCGACAUGGAAAGCUUAUGGAGCUACCCUUAAGAUUGUUUCCCCAGUUGCUUGUUUCCAUAUUUCUCCAAAAGGAAAAAACUUCCCCAAUCAAAUUAAACAUCUUCAAUGACACCAGAAACUUGACAGA
Messenger RNA from Rhodamnia argentea, 990 nucleotides. RefSeq names its product ethylene-responsive transcription factor ERF027-like. Gene Ontology annotation, biological process: regulation of DNA-templated transcription. The coding region runs from base 93 to 893 and encodes 266 amino acids. The record is from RefSeq and is a predicted model, not a curated record. The transcript has a single exon. NCBI's taxonomy places the organism in Eukaryota, Viridiplantae, Streptophyta, Magnoliopsida, Myrtales, Myrtaceae. Gene Ontology annotation, molecular function: DNA binding; DNA-binding transcription factor activity.